This is a messenger RNA of Megalops cyprinoides (Indo-Pacific tarpon), 822 nucleotides long. RefSeq names its product fibroblast growth factor 5 (gene fgf5). Gene Ontology annotation, cellular component: cytoplasm. The record is from RefSeq and is a predicted model, not a curated record. Gene Ontology annotation, biological process: regulation of cell migration; positive regulation of cell population proliferation; cell differentiation. Gene Ontology annotation, molecular function: fibroblast growth factor receptor binding; growth factor activity. The coding region runs from base 1 to 822 and encodes 273 amino acids. The transcript is spliced from 5 exons. NCBI's taxonomy places the organism in Eukaryota, Metazoa, Chordata, Actinopteri, Elopiformes, Megalopidae.
AUGCCGCGGCAACUGGGCACGGUGACUUUCAGCAGUGGGGUUUUGGCUCUGGCCCCGAACGCGUCCGAGAGGCACGUCCCAUGUCAUUAUGGGAACACAGUCUCCGGUGGCUGCAGCAAUGACAAGACCGCAGUCAGCAGUCACCUCUCAGGGCGCAAAACUUUGGCACGACUGAUACUGAUCGACGUGACCGAAUCCGAACGCGUUCCGUUUGAGGAUCAACUUCUUGAAGAAGCAAGCAAUUCAGGACGCAGGACUGGCAGAUUGUACUGUAGGGUUGGCAUUGGUUUCCAUCUCCAGAUUCACCCAGAUGGCAGAGUCAACGGAAGUCACGAACCCGAUCAGUUAAGUGUGCUGGAGCUCUUUGCGGUUUCUCAAGGGGUUGUGGGAAUUCGAGGAGUUUUUAGCAACAGAUUUCUAGCCAUGAACAAAAGGGGGAGGCUACACGCCAUCGAGAAAUUCACAGAUGAUUGCAAGUUCAGGGAGCGGUUUCAGGAGAACAGCUACAACACGUACGCCUCGGUGACACACAAGAACCACCGGAGUGGGCGGGAGUGGUUCGUGGCGCUCAACAAGAGGGGCAAGGCCAAGAUGGGCUCCAGCCCCCGCGUGAAGUCCCAACACGUCUCCACGCACUUUCUGCCCAGGUUCGGCUCCCAGGACAGGACCGAGCGGGGCUUCACCAUCACGGACAAGAGCAGGGAGAGGAGAAAAGACCCCCCGCUGGCGCCGCCCAAACCGUCCCCGCCGAAGAUCAAUGUCAACGCCGGACAGAAGCCCGCUCAAACAGUCAAAUACUGGCCCAAGUUUCGGUUUGGAUAG